UGUUCAUAUUGGCACUCAUCCACCAUCCACUGAUGCCAUGGGCAGUGGCCAUGAGCGACGGAUUUGGGAAGCCCUGGCCAUGGGCGAAGAGUCUUUGGUCAGGGCGGCAAACCAAGUCCGAUGCUUCGACUGGCAGUCGACGGAUCCCCACUUUGGCUCCGUGGUGCAUGCCAUCCUCUUUGGGCGGAUUGAUGAUGGUCAAGAAUCGGCCGAGGAGGACAUUUACCACUAUUCGGACAUUGUGCUCGCGACAGAAGCUGGCACCAAGCAGCGCUUGAAUUUGCUGAAGUUAGCCCUGGAGUAUGGUGCUUCUCCAGACAUUUGUGCUCCAGCGUCCUGCAUCCGGUGCCUGAGCUGGCGUUGGUUUGAGAAGGAUGAGUGGACCGAGGAUGUGAUCCCUGCAAACAAGACGGGUGUGGAGACAUUGUUGGCAGUGAAGCGGGCACUGCUGCACCUGGGCCGCGCCAGAUCACGGCAGAUCAUUGCUUGGUUCGUUGUCCAUGCGGGGGCUGGAGCUCUGAAGUAGGGCCACAAGCUGAGCUGAAUGUCAUGGCGAUAUGGUCUUAACAUGCCUUAACAACUCACAGAAUCCCUACGCAGAUCACUAUAGAAACACGAAAAGCACCAAUUUUAUAGUGUAGCUCUUUCUGAACUGUCGUUGGAGACCGCUGGCAAUUUCAACACACCGACCGAGCGGCUGAGAAACGAGUGCAUUGCACCAUGCCGCCAGUGCAGGAAAUCGGAAAGCACCACACCCAAAGCAGCAGUGCACAAGAAAAUCCAGG
Molecule: messenger RNA, 785 nt
Organism: Durusdinium trenchii
Lineage: Eukaryota; Dinophyceae; Suessiales; Symbiodiniaceae
Source: the annotation of a GenBank genome assembly